Messenger RNA from Emericellopsis atlantica, 1041 nucleotides. RefSeq lists its product as uncharacterized. Bases 133 to 615 code for a protein of 160 amino acids. The transcript is spliced from 5 exons. The record is from RefSeq and is a predicted model, not a curated record. Gene Ontology annotation, molecular function: zinc ion binding. Lineage: Eukaryota; Fungi; Ascomycota; Sordariomycetes; Hypocreales; Bionectriaceae.
AUGGGUUGGUUUUCAGGUCACGUGGUUCCCCGUCCCCCUCUCACUUGAAGCUUUCACUCGACGCUUUCGACUAACACAAACAAGCCGACAACAGCAUAGCUAUUGUGAAGUGUGGUAAAGAAUCUUGUCAGAAUGUUCACUCUCACACUCAAGGCCGAGCUCGAGGGCGUCACCAACCUACGCCCCGAUGACUCCGAAGACAACCCUUUUUGGUACAUGUUCAAGGUCCAGUGUACCUCCUGUAGAGAGACGCACAACAACUACAUUGGUGUCAACCGCUUCGAAAUGAAUGAGAUGAGCGGAAGCCGUGGCGAGGCCAACUUUGUCUGGCGAUGCAAGAACUGCAAGCGCGAGUCGACCGCAUCGAUCAAGGAGGCACCCAAAGCGUAUGAGCAGAGUGAGCCCCCCAAGGCCCAGAAGAUCAUUGAAUUUGACUGUCGGGGUCUCGAAUUCGUCGAAUUCAAGCCAGAGGGCGACUGGCUCGCCGAGGGCAUCGACUCGUCGACCAAGUUCACCGGGAUCGACUUGACUGAGGGAGAGUGGUUCGACUAUGACGAGAAGGCUGGUGAAGAGGUCAGCAUCAAGGAGCUUACCUGGGAGAUCAAGCGUUCUUGAGAAGUUCAUAAUUUUCUUAACGAUGAAGGCAAUGGAAGAGAGAGAUUGAGCCAGAGAGACGACCGUGAUGCUUGUACUUUAAUUACAGGGUAGCAUGCUGCGAACCUUGUUGAUCGUGUCUGUGCAAGGCGCGGACCCACUCAAAUUUAUCUCAUGGCAUCGAAGCCUUGCCUUCAUUCACACUUCAACCUCCACGAUUCGCACGAGCUGUUGUCGCAGUGCACACGCCAUGGCGACGGAAUUCAAGCCCACACUGGAUUUCCUAACAGAUGCGGCACAUCUUCUGAGAACAGCUGCACCCGAGACCUCAGCACACCUCAUGAGCCAUCGCGGUCAGCUCAUGGGUCAACACGAUCUAGCUCCUUCAGAGGUUCAGCGGCAACACGUCUGCAACGCAUGCGGCAACAUCAUGCUGUCGGCUCAUAA